AUGGAAUAUGCGCCAGGAAUCCCGUCGAGGAUUACCGAGUAUGCCGACAGUGUCAAGCGGCGGUUUGAACAAAACGCCACAAAGUCAUCAAGAAGAGGCCGGGGUGUAGAGCCUCAGGACUUGCCAGUGCUCCCACCAGGGGUGACACGAGAGAAGUUCAAUGCAGCCAUUGCCGAGCUGAGAAACAUUGUUGACGACGACGUUACCCUGGUAGACGGAGACCUGGACGACGGGUGGUAUCUGCACCGCCCCCUGUCGCACGACGCCUUUGCUUUGGACCAGGACGACUACUUUGUCAAUAGCGCUAUAUGUGCACCAGGGAAUGUGCAGCAGGUCCAAGCCAUUAUGAGAUGGGCCAACAAAUGGCUGAUACCGAUCUACGCCAUCUCCAUGGGGCGUAACUUUGGCUACGGUGGCGCUUCUGGCCGGGUCAAGGGUUCUGUCCUUGUCGACAUGGGGAGACGAAUGAACAGCGUGAUCGAACUGAAUGAGAAUAGUGCAUUCUGCUUGCUGGAACCCGGGGUAACAUACUAUAAAUUAUACGACGAGAUCCAAAAGUCGGGAAAGAAGCUGUGGGUCGAUGUCCCUGACCUGGGAGGUGGCAGCGUUAUCGGCAACGCUCUGGACAGAGGUGUUGGUUACACUCCGUACGGAGAUCAUUUCGGAAUGCAUUGCGGCAUGGAAGUUGUCCUGCCCAAUGGUGACGUGGUUCGGACCGGCAUGGGCGCUCUGCCUGACCCCAAUAACAGUCACGGCAGUGCCAAUACGUGGCAACUGUUCCCUUAUGGAUUUGGACCCUACUCCGAUGGAGUAUUUACACAGUCAAACUACGGCAUCGUGACAAAGAUGGGAUUCUGGCUCAUGCCUGACCCUGGAGGCCACCAGACGUUCCAGAUUACGUUUCCACGUGAGGAAGAUCUCUAUGAUAUCGUGGAGAUCAUGAGACCGUUGAAAAUCAAAAACAUCAUCCCCAACGUCCCACAUUUGCGUCAUAUUGUCCAAGAAGCAAGCAUCUACGGCGACCGAAAAACAUACUGGCAGGGACAAGGACCCAUCCCCCACGACAAGAUCGAGGAGCUAAUAGUGCCCAAGUUCUCCUGGGUCGGAAGUUUCCGAUGGAUCCUGUAUAUUUGUGUUUACGGGCCCGAACCUAUCCGCAAAGCCAACAUCGAAGUGAUCAGUCAAGAGUUCAGCAAAAUCCCAGGGGCUCGCGUCAUGUUUCCCGAAGAGACACCCGAGUACUCGUAUCUGCGAAGCCGGGUCAAGAUUUACUCGGGGACUCCUGAUUUGAGGGAACUCGACUGGGUCUUGUGGCUGCCCAAUGGGUCUCACACGGCUUUCAGCCCCAUCAGCCCAUUGACCGGGGAGGACGCAAUGAAGCAAUACGAAUUCACCAAGAGACUUCAUCAAAAGUGGGGCUUCGACUACUUCCCGACUUUUUGUCCAGGUCCUCGAGAGAUGCAUCAUAUCGUGAUGAUCAUCUACGAUCGAGGAGAUCCGGACUCGAAAAGGCGCGCGAGAUUGAUGAUGGAGGAGUUGGUCGUCGAAGGCGCCAAGAUCGGUAUGGGAGAGUACAGAACUCACCUGGCGCUGCAGAAUCAAGUCAUGGCGACGUACAAUUGGAACAACGGGGCAUUGCUGAAGUUCAACAACUUGCUGAAAGACGCUCUGGAUCCGAAUGGAGUCGUGGCGCCUGGAAAGUCAGGCAUCUGGGGCCAGUGCUGGACAGACACUGAAGCAGAGCAUCCCAGGAGGAAGGGCCUCCCUGCGUCUGGAACAGCUGGAGACAACGGCCCAUCCCGCAGAGGGGAGCCAGGACCACAUUUGUAG
Molecule: messenger RNA, 1830 nt
Organism: Exophiala dermatitidis NIH/UT8656
Lineage: Eukaryota; Fungi; Ascomycota; Eurotiomycetes; Chaetothyriales; Herpotrichiellaceae
Product: glycolate oxidase
Exons: 3
Coding region: 1-1830 (609 amino acids)
Biological process (GO): lactate catabolic process
Cellular component (GO): mitochondrion
Molecular function (GO): D-lactate dehydrogenase (NAD+) activity; D-lactate dehydrogenase (cytochrome) activity; FAD binding
Source: RefSeq, a predicted model, not a curated record